Molecule: messenger RNA, 1167 nt
Organism: Syngnathus typhle (broad-nosed pipefish)
Lineage: Eukaryota; Metazoa; Chordata; Actinopteri; Syngnathiformes; Syngnathidae
Product: piggyBac transposable element-derived protein 3-like
Exons: 1
Coding region: 1-1167 (388 amino acids)
Source: RefSeq, a predicted model, not a curated record
AUGUCACGCAACAGGUUCGAGGAGAUCAUCCGCUACAUUCACUGUGCCGACAACACGCGCCAGAACAGCAGCGAUCGGAUGACAAAGCUGCGUCCCAUGAUGGACAUCCUCAACGCUCGGUUCGGGGAGGCGUAUCCAAUGGACUGCAAUCUUGAUCUGGACGAGGCAAUGAUUGAAUACUUUGGAAGACAUGGAUGCAAGCAAGCAAUCCGAAACAAGCUGGUGCGGUUCGGCUACAAGGCCUGGUGCCUGAACAGUGGGACCAACGGCUUCCUGCUCCACUUCGACAUCUACCAGGGGGCGAGUGUAGAUGCCUCUGAAGUGGAACGCAAGUUCGGCAAGGGCGGUGGCACGCUCCUUCGACUUCUGGACAACCUCCCCAAUGCUGUGCGUGCACUUCCGCUGCGCAUCUACAUAAAAAACUAUUUCACCGGCCUCCCGCUAGUUGCAGAGCUGCGCAGGCGGAGCUACGCUUGCACGGGGACGAUCCGAGAAAACCGCAUCCCGCGCUCUUGCCCGAUGACAGAUCAGAAGGCUAUGAAGAGGAAGCCGCGUGGUGCCGUGUCUGUCGUGUACGACACGGCAAACAAGAUUGCGCUCACUCGGUGGAAGGAUAACGCCGUGGUCACCAUCGCCUCCACCCUCGCCGCUGAGCAUCCUCUGCAGAAGGUGUCACGCUGGUCAAGGCAGGAGAAGAAGAAGGUGGCAGUGGACCAGCCAUUUGUUGUCCAGCUGUACAACCGCAGCAUGGGCGGCACGGACCGCGCCGACCAGAGCAUCGAGCUCUACCGCAUCAACAUGCGGCGGAAGAAGUGGUGGUGGCCGAUAUUCACCUGGAUGCUGGACGCGGCCGUCUUCAACGCAUGGGUGCUGCACCGGCUGGAUGAGCACGGCGGGAUGUCUCUGCUGGAGUUCCGACGCGAUGUGGCCCGAACUCUGGUUGCAGCACCAGGCGCCACUCGAGCUCGGAGAUCGGGCAGACCGCGCGUGUGUGCAGUUGCGAAUGACUCCCGCUUCGACACCGUGGAGCACUGGCCGGAAGUGGCGGCGCAAGGCCGAAAGUGCGCACUGCCGACUUGCAAGUCGCGUCCGUCCAGUGCGUGCUGCAAGUGCCGCGUGGCACUGUGCACUGUGAAGUGUUUCCGUGCUUACCACCAGCCGGAAUAA